AUGCCAUCAACAUGGAUUUAUAUAAUCGUUAACCUGGUGGUUUAUGUGAUCGCUUCAUCAGAGAAUGAACAAACCAAAGCUUUUAUACAGUUAACCGAAUUCGAUUACGAGGAUAGUUGUGCGAGUACAGCUGAAGCUGAAUGGGCAUUCAUUAAUUCCCCAUCGAAUGAAACACUGCCGGCGUGGGAGGAGAAAUUGAUUUCUUAUGCUUCUUUUAAGAAUGUACAGAGAAAUGAGGUCGCCAAUGUUUCAAAAGCUGGUAUAAAUGAUCCAUCUUUGCAAUACAAAUAUGAUGUAGCUGAAAAAGCUGGUGAUGCUUUGUUAGAUGGCGAAGAUUUUAAAACGCUCAUUCAUUUUGCUGGAACAGCAGAAUUAUUGAGAUUAUCUACAGUUCAUGCAGAAGUGUUAAAUAAUCAUACAAGAAAAGAUGUAGAGUAUCUUCUAUCUCAUAGCAAUAAUGUCGAGACUAAAAAGAAUAUUUGGACAACUUGGCAUCAACAGUUAGCCCCGUUAGUUAAGAAUUUUACAACUAUACUUCCACUUAUUAAAAAAGCUGCCAAAGCAAAUGAUGCCAAAGAUGUUACAUCAUAUUGGGAGCUCUUAAGUGGUUACAAUGAUGGUUAUAAUAAAAUUAAGUACGAAUGGAGUAAAGUUUCUAAUCUUCAUAAAAAAAUAUUGAAAUUCGCAAUAAAUAAUCUAUCCCAAAAAUACAAGAUUCCUAUGAACGAUACAAUGCCAGCUUAUUUAUCUGGAUCUCUCCAAGGAAACGACUGGACUUCUAUAUCAGUUGAUGUAACACCUUAUCCAGAUAUAAUGUAUAAUAUUAAAAAAAAUCUCUGGAAAAGGAAACUUAUUGGAAAAUCACUGUACAAAACAGCCUCUAGUAUGAGCACACAAUUGUUGAACCAAGUUCCACAAGCUGACUUUUGGGAUAAAAGUCAAUUCAAUGCACAGUGUCCACCAAAAUUAAUUAAUUUCUGUGAGGAAGGCAGUAUGAGGGUGUUUACUUGCUUUGAGCCUACCAUAAGCAACGUUCUUUCUGCUUAUAAAAAUGUAGGAAAAAUUAUGUUUAAUCAAAUGUCUAUCGAGUCAAUCCCGGUACUCAAUACAGCUAAUCGGUAUUCUGGUUUGGAGGAAGGUCUGUCAGAAUUAUUUAGUAUUUUAGCAGCAAGUCCUGCUUGGUUAAAUUACACCCACCUUAUAGACGAAUCAACAGAUAACGAACAGCGUUUAAUUGUAUCAUUAAUGAUCACUGCAUUGAAUAUAUUACCAAGUCUCGCUUAUUACAUGGCUGUGGAUACGUGGAGAAUCAAUGCCAUUGAAGAAAAGAUUACAAAUCCUGAAGAUUUAGUAUCAGCAUGGUGGAAGCAUAGACAAGAAUACGAAGGACUUAAUUCCAAUGGAACUAACGUACCCACGUUCUUAAAUGACGAAUACAUUACUAGCAACAAGCCAUAUCUUUCAAAAUUAAGUGGUACGCUCCUUGCAUUUCAAUUCUAUGAAUAUCUAAUGGAGUCUACGGAAAUUAGAUACGAUUCAAUUGUAAGAAAACAAAUGGAUGCUAAUUUCAUAAAAAUGAUUCAACACGGCGGUGCUGACGAUUGGAUGAAAGUAAUUAACAAAUAUUUAGAGAUAGAUGAAAUUUCAUCGGAUUCGCUUUUGUCGUUUUUCUCGCCGCUAGAGGAAUUUAUUGACGAGCUAGAAAAUGACUUUAAAUACAAAACAGUUAAGGAAUCAGAAUUGCAGGAGUUACAAAAGAAGAUUAUUGCUGAAAUGAAUGCUCCACCACCCACCACUGCUAGACCUACUACUAUUACAUCAAAGAGUAUAAACAUAGAUAAAAAACCCACAAAUAAAACAUCAUGGAACAAAGAAAAUAACGGAAGAAACGUCAUGAACGACGCAGUUUAUUCUAAUAAAAGUUUAGAGCCUAAAUCGCACGUACAUAUACCUGCGGAAAAAGCAGAAAAUCAUAACUCAGAGUCAAAAGCAACGACUAAAAUUCCUUUUGAUCAGUUGCCAGCCGAUAGUCUAGACAUGGAAGAAGAACAAGAUAAACCAAAGAUUAAUACUAGUAAGGCAGUAUGGGCAGUAGGCGCAGUGCUAUUAGCGACAAUCAUUAUUUGUACAAUUGCGAUCUUCGGAAGACAAAGAUGUCGUAAAACACCAAAAAAUAGACGCUACGUUUAACGAUGUUUCAGCAUUAAAAAAAAUAAAUACAAAUAUUUAUUUUUGCAUUUACAUUAGAUAGCCUUGGCGUAAGUAAAUUAUUGUCAUAAAGUCUUUUAAUGAAAAAGACAUUUACUAAUUUGGCGACAUCUAGCAAUAUACAUUCCCUGGUGUUAAUUGCAAAGUAGACGGAGACUCGAUAUUAGGGGAGGUAGCAAUAAAGAGAAAGAAACGAAAAAAUAAUAAGUAUUAAUGCGCGAAUGUUAUUAUGUUUAAUUGUGUUUUCUACGUCGAAACUAUUUCAUUUCAAUUAAAUGUGUUUAGUCAAAUUAUAAUGUGUUUAAAACAUAUUUUCUCGCACAAAUAUAGUACAGAUUGUACAAUAUAAUUAUUAAUUUGAAAAUUAGUGAAGAAUUAUUGUAUAACAUAGAAUUGUCGUAGCAUGUAUGCCUAAGUACAACAGUUCCUCUAUAACAAUACCAAACCAUAAAAAAUGAAUUUAAAAAUACGCACAAAACAAUAAUGUAUCUUUUACGUUUUCUGUAGAACCCUUAGAUAAUGUAUGUCAUUAAUUUCUCUGAUAGUUUAUGCCUAUUGUACACAUCAAUUAAAAUAAGGCUUGUACAUAAUUACUUAUACAAUAGUAGAGUAACAUAGUAAAUUACCAUCGUGUGUAACUACCAUGAAACGUGUCACAAUUACUAAAGACGUAUUUUUCUAACAUUAAUAUUACUGUGUACGAUUUUUGCAUACAUGUAUGUCGUUUAUAUAAAAUGUAUUGAAAAUUUAUAUUUUUUAUAAAAGUAUUUAUUUGUACCUUACAAGAUAAGAUAAUAAAGUAUUGUUCUGGUACAAAGUUAAAAUUUAACAAUUUUAUACGUAUCGAAUAAUCGAAUAAAUAAAUUUAUCUAAUUUCUGUGACACUGAGACUCACUGACCACUGUACUAAGCAACAAAUAAAAUGUUUUGUGUUUUUUGAUAAUAAACUUACCUCUAAAC
This is a messenger RNA of Osmia lignaria (orchard mason bee), 3168 nucleotides long. NCBI's taxonomy places the organism in Eukaryota, Metazoa, Arthropoda, Insecta, Hymenoptera, Megachilidae. The record is from RefSeq and is a predicted model, not a curated record.